GAUGCGCCCAAGAGAAUGCCGUCCUUACGGUCUGUAUCCGAGCCUGACAAACCGCACCACCCCAUGUCCGCCUCGUCUACACCACUCGGUGUCCUGUCGAGCGCGAGAAGACCCCCCGUGUCCUCCGGUAUGUCUAGCGGACGUCUGCCAGACGGGCUGAACGCCAAGAUGAAGGCCUUCCAUCUCUCGAGGCAGGGCUCUUCACCCCUCAACUCCCAGCCCAACGCCGCCUCGCCUCAGUCGCCUGUCGCCGGAAUCCCCAUGUCUGGCCCGUCGAGCGGGGGCCUUCAUUUGCCGGGUACCAUGCAGAGGCCCGGAGCACCUUCGUUGCAACGGCCAGGCGCGCCUGCGUUCCCUCACUCCAUGCCCCAAAUUCCUGUCGCCGGCGGCGGUGGCCUUGCGGGCAAGAGGAAGUUCGGGUUGAAGUUGAGCAACAUGACAGCUGCACCUGAAGAGGGAGCAGGCGCCGCUCCAGGUGCAAGUCUCACCAUCCCGGGAGGACUACCGCAGCCGUCGAGCCAAGGUGCACCCUCGCAAAUGAAGCAGUUCGAAGAAUACAUUGACUCGGAAAGGGGAUAUCUGACGUUCAAGGGCAAGGCUAUCAUCACCAACGAAGGUGUCAACUUCUCAGAUGGCUCCGUCUUCAAGAUGUCCCUAGACGAAGUUGAGAAACUCGAUGAGCUAGGCAAGGGUAACUACGGAGUUGUUUACAAGGUGCGACAUUCGAAGCCAAGAUUGCCUCGCUUUGGCCCCGGAUUGUCUGGUUUCAAGUCGUCACAUAUACCCGGCCCACAUGUACCGACAGAUACUCCAGACUCCCCAACUGAUUCCAAGGCCGGUGGCACCAGCGGUCUCGUCAUGGCCAUGAAGGAGAUUCGUCUCGAGCUGGAUGAGGCCAAGUUGUCAACUAUUCUAAAGGAGCUGGUCAUUCUCCACGAAUGCGCCUCCCCCUACAUAAUAGACUUCUAUGGAGCAUUCUUCCAAGAGAGCGCCGUCUACAUGUGUAUCGAGUAUAUGGAUGGUGGAUCUAUCGAUAAGCUCUACGCCGGAGGUGUCCCCGAGAACGUGCUGAGGAAGAUAACCUACUGCACAGUUAUGGGCUUGAAGGAGCUAAAGGACAAGCAUAACAUCAUCCACAGAGAUGUCAAGCCCACCAACAUCCUGGUAAACUCUCGUGGACAAGUCAAGAUCUGCGAUUUUGGUGUUAGUGGAAACCUAGUGGCCAGUAUUGCGAGGACAAAUAUAGGUUGUCAAAGCUACAUGGCGCCUGAGCGUAUUCAUCAGCCGGGCGGCGCAUCAGAUGGUACAUAUAGCGUCCAGAGCGAUAUCUGGAGUUUGGGAUUGACCAUCAUCGAGAUGGCCAUGGGCCACUAUCCGUACACACCAGCUCAAAGUGUGUCCAUCUUCGCGCAGAUCUCGGCAAUUGUACAUGAAGAUCCUCCAAAAAUGCCCGAGGAGGGUUAUUCUGCCACGGCCCACAAAUUCGUUAAGUCCUGUUUGAACAAGAAUGCGAACCUGCGGCCGACGUACCAAGCUCUCCUCAAUGCCGAAUGGAUCAAGGACUUGACGAAGCCCGAAACCAUCACAGAAGAGGAUGAGGAAGAUGCGGAGAAUGAAGCAAGCGCAGAAGCGAUAGCCAAUGCCGCCAACAACAUGGACGUCAGCAACUCGGGUACGGAAGAUCCUGAAGUGGCCGCCUGGGUUCAGGACGUCUUGGCGAAGAAGACGAGCGGACAGUAUGGCGAAGAUGUCCCGAAACCUGCGUUGCAUGCGGCACCUCUUGACGCUGCAGCU
Messenger RNA from Truncatella angustata, 1794 nucleotides. Its product is annotated as kinase-like domain-containing protein. Gene Ontology annotation, molecular function: ATP binding; MAP kinase kinase activity. The annotation marks the transcript as partial. The transcript is spliced from 2 exons. Gene Ontology annotation, biological process: MAPK cascade; protein phosphorylation; cellular hyperosmotic response. NCBI's taxonomy places the organism in Eukaryota, Fungi, Ascomycota, Sordariomycetes, Amphisphaeriales, Sporocadaceae. The record is from RefSeq and is a predicted model, not a curated record.